UUCGCUAUCUCUUUUUCACUUAGUGGUUUGUUAUCAUGAAUUAACUUGGUUGAACGUUCAUUUAUAAAUCCCAAAUACCUCCUGAUUCAAGUCUAGUAAAGUUGAAAUGAUCAACGCAGCCUUUAUGGCUAUUCGUAUUUGUGUAUGGUGCUUAAAUUUCAUUUUCGACGAAACUUAGCCUCCAUUCUAAUAUUUCAAAACGUACCAACUUGAGUCGUUCAAAUUUAUUUUUUUGACAGCGCAGACCGUUAAUCCUUUCAAACAAGUCUUUUACAACCUUGGGCUGAUUUAAGUCAGUUUCGUGGAUUUACAAGCCAUACUACCCUUCAAUUUUACUUCAAAGUACCUUAUUGGACCUUUAUUUUUAGCUAAAUUUAAUACUACCGUGCUUAAGAUGUUUUGCCUAGCGGUGUUUAUUUUCACUAGUGUAUGUCGCCGUUAGAGGGCUGAUCUAAAGAUCUAGUUUUAGUUUAUGACUUAGAUCGCCGCCGGGUUUUUAAUCUGGCUCUUGUUUACUUGCUCUAGUCAAAAUUGCUUUUUUACAAGAUAAAAAAAAUUAUUAAAACUGGCCGGGCUGAUACCACUUUUGUCUCUGCUUUAGGCAAUCUCUUUCUUAGAAACCUUUGUAAAUUUCUACCUACGCAAAAUGGGAAACAUUAAUCAUCGUUUUUGACAACGUCAAAAUUUCCUGGAAACCCUGAUAAAAACAUUGACGGGUAAUCUGUUUAGUACUGAACUAAUUCUUAUCACGCAGCUUCGAAUUUUUCAUUCAUGCCUGGGUGAUAAAUUAUUCCCUUUUGAGAAACAACAAUUUACAUCUUGCUUCUUUUUUUUAUCCAUUAGGCCGAUUUGGGAGUCGUUACAAAAACAAUAGUUGUUCAUUUUCAUUAAAAUAGAAGCAAAAGCACCAUUUAAAUUGAUUGGAUUUUUCAGACGAAUAGAAUUGUUAUUGAGUUUUACUUCAACGAGCAACUGUGACAUUUACUUUCAUUGAAUUGAAAUGCAUCAAUCGAAACCAGAGAACAAAUAAACAGGUCUAGAUGAAGAAACAUACGGAGAAAGUAUUAUCAAUCAGCCAACAGGAAGUCAGAGAAUAGCAUACCAACAACAAAAUCAGCUAAAACAACCCCAGAUAAGAGUAAAAAUCAACAGUAAACAACAACAAUAUACAUAAGAAGACGCGUGAAGAGGGUGAAGAAUGUGGGUUGUGUGGGCGGUGCUGCCCUUCUUAUUCUGUCUCUCGAUCUCCACUUGUCUCAUCUGGUCACGCCGUCCCGCCCUGUCCUCUCAGAAGAUACUCUCAGGAUGUCUCUGUCUGUUUUUUGCGGAGACGCUCACCUGUCUGCUUCUUCCCUCGGAACUCCUCACUUCAGUGCAGAUGUGUGCCACUGUACUCUGUGUACUGCUAGUAGCUCUCCUCGCCACCCAGAUGAAACUGAAAGACAUCUUCUUCACCAUUAUAGCUCUGACAUUCUGCAGAGCUUCCACUUUUCUCAGCUACCUUCCGCAAUUUCUUCAAAUUGUGAUUUGCUACGGGGCCAUAAUCGGAAGUGACAUUUUCAUCACUUACCUCGAAAACAAUCUGGAGGGAACUCCGAGAGGAAAAAGACUUUGCCGGGACUCCUCGAGGAAUCGAUCGGGAAGUCGAGGGCGCAGAAGUGGCACGACUCUCGGAGAUGAAAUGAGAGGAGACAAGUCGCCAAAACGAAGAAAAAGUCGGCUCCCGAGUUUCGUCGAGUUUCUAAACCCGAGUGCCGAAACACGGCGACGGUUAUCAAGCAUAGGGUCGAUCUGGUCCAUUCCUCUGAGCAGGAGAUCGAGAUCGAAUCCUACCGGGAGUGUACCUGCCUUGACGGCGAACAAAAACUCGCUUCAAUCGUCGCGUAUGUCGAUUUCGACCCGGCGACAGAGCCGCAGACCAUCUCGGAGAGUUUCGCUUCCAUCUUUCUACACACCAAGAACUUCGUUUGAGGAGUACCAGGGGGCGAUUGCGAUCGGGGACUGGAGUGGGUUGUUGAGUGAGGCUGACGGACUUCUGGCAGACCUCCUAGUCGACCACAGUCCCCAGUCAGUGCAGUCCAGAGUCAGGGCAGCCAGAAGGUUGAUCCAAGCAAGCGGACAAGCUCAGAUGGCCCAGCAGCAUGCCAUGGCAGUAGCUGCAGGACUAAUCCCCCACCCGCAGAGGAGGAAAAGCACUAUCGGGUCCCACUUCCAUACCUCAGGGGGCAAACAGAUCUGUGACGAGGAGGGCAAUCCAACGGCAGAACACGCGAGGUUCUUCCACCCCGAAAGCAGCUACGAUCAUAACAUGAGACUGCGAAGUGGGACUGCACUGAGCGCUCGGAGACUGUCGGCCACUCUAUGGACCACCACCACCUCCGCCACCGGGAUGCCCACGCUGGUGGGGGAGAGCAGCGAGACCCCCUCCGCCCCCCGCAAGAGCAGGUUCUCCAACACCCCGGGUGGGGACCACUCGAAUAGGAAAGGCUCAUUGUCCAAGAGCAGCAUACUGCCUCAUAAUGUGAGUUUUGAAGUGACUGGCGACACGGCAGAUGGCCCCCUGGCAGACCUCCCCCUGUGCAACUGUGACACUCUCAGCAACAGCAACAUCAACUCAGAUUCUAACAAUAUUAUUCAGGAGAACAACAAGAACAACAGAAGUAAACAACAUCAACAACAUCAUAGAAGAUGCUCUUUAAACCGCAACAACAGCGUCAGCAACAACAGCGCCCAAAACCAAGAUGACGUCAUCAAACAGCGAAUGAGAGAUUUAAACAGCACUGCAAUUUCAUCCUGCAAUGACAACACAUACUCGGAUUUUGGUCCCGACGGCGCCAACGACAACUUCUACUCAUCAUUUGGGGCGAAUAGCACAUCUGUUAACUCGGCAGCCAAUCAGAGCCAGCAGAUGCAACUGAAAGCGGAUCAGAACAAGCAGCAGGGUAAAAAAGGCGGAAAGAAGCAGCUAACGACUAUUCCGGAUAUCUCGAACAGUUCCUGGAAGUCUGGAGACGACAUUUUUGACCUUUUGCGUGGGGUCGGUCUCGCCAAAGAGGUUAUGGAGGGUCCCCUAAUUGCCAGUCUGAACUUAUGGAACUACCCAAUCUUCCGACUGGAGCGACAAAUUCCGAACAGAAUUCUGACAGCCACUGCAUUCAAAAUAUUUGACGACUGCUCUCUUUUCGACUACUACAAAAUAGACCUGAAAAAAUUUGUCAGAUUUUUCUCACAACUUGAGGAUGGAUAUUGGAGCAAAAACACAUAUCACACACGGACACAUGCUGCAGACGUGAUUCAGGGCGUCUAUUACCUAACUAUGAACCAAGUGCCAUGUUCCGGAUCCAGACACGACCAUGUCUCCGGACUCCCCGGCUCCUCCAGCGACUUAAUGGACGACAACACCUCCAACGACUCAGACUACCUCCGCAUCAACGGAGGCAUCGAGUGCUCUUUAGGCGCCAUAGCGGAGAGAAUGCCGGGAAUGGAACACAUGUCACUUCUAUUGGCGGCUGCCAUGCACGACUAUGACCACCCGGGGAGGACGAAUGCCUUCCUCGUGGACACGCAGGACCCACUGGCCAUACUUUAUAACGACAGAUCUGUGCUGGAGAAUCACCACGCUGCUAGCAGUUGGAAGUUGUUGAUGCAAGAAGAAAAUGACUUCAUCACUUCAGUUUUGGACCCUGUGGAAUUCAAGAGACUUCGUUUUUUAGUCUUGGAGACAAUUCUGGCCACUGAUUUGAAGAAACACUUUGACUUUCUCGCUCAGAUGAAGGCGAAGCUCAAUAGCAUCUCACAGACUGGAGGUCCAGUGUUCGACUGGACGAACGAGGCAGACAGAAUAUUCUACUCCCAACUGGCCAUCAAGCUAGCCGACAUAGGGGGUCCAACUAAGGGUUUCGACAUCCACAGACAGUGGACUGAACACAUCUGCGAGGAGUUCUAUCAACAGGGUGACGAGGAGGAGGCUAGAGGUCUACCGGUGAGCAUGUACAUGUCCAGAACCAGCCCCCAAGUGGCACAGUUGCAGGAGUCCUUCAUCACCCACAUGGUCGGCCCCCUCUGCGAACUAUUCGAGGCAGCCUCUCUCAUACCACUGAACUCACGGGAGGAGGAGCUGGUUGCCGACAGAUUAGCGGCUGAAAAGAGUGGCGACGUCUCGGGGGGUCUGCCCAAGAUCCGAGUCACCAAGGCCGAAAGCGAGCAGACCACAAAUCCAGAUGCGAACUCGGCGUCUACCAACUGGUGUCGACACAGCACAGUCUCCAUCAACAGCCAGGAGAGCAUCAUCAUGCGACAACUGAAGUCAAAUCUAGCCUACUGGCAGGAGGUAAUGAGCAAAGAGCAGUCGACAAAUUCAAACAUCAGUCCUUUACAAGAACAAGUGAAUGAGGAAGAAUACGCUUCGACCGAUGACUCGCCAGAACACAAUUACAACCUCCGACCAGACCACAUUUCCCAAAUAGGUUCCAGGAGAAGCACCGACUCCGGAGAUUCUAGUAACACCAGCAGAGAACACGACUUAAAACCGAACGGAACCGACUCUUCUACAACAUCACACAGCACUGUAGCGUCAAGUAAAGGCUCGGAACGAGCGUCUAGAAACUCGACAAACUUCUACUCCACAAAGGACGAAAAAUCGACAGAAACAACUGACAUGCCACGUGACCAAAGUGGUGAAAAGAAUAAGAAACCAGGUACAGGUAUUGGUAAUGAGGGCUCGAUGGUUACAUACAAAAGUCUGGGGCCCAAGGAGGGCGCGACGGGUGGUAUUAGUAGGGGUACUAGUCAUGACAGAGACAACAAUGGAAAAACUGUUUCCGAGCGCAGCUCCAUCAAUUUAUCAUCGUUCACUUUCAGCUCGAAAGAAACGACAAUUUCCUCGGCGUCUUCGUCGACCACUUCCUAAUACACAUUGAUUAUCACUUUCGGUAAUUUUUAAAUCUUAUUUUCAGUUUAGAUUAAUUUUGAAACAAAAAAAGCAUUAAAGAGAUUAUGUAAAAGGAGUUCCAUUUCUUAUGAGUUCUUGUCGUUUAAAUGUAAUGGUUGUGCAGAUGUAGAUGAUUUCAAUCAAUUGAUGCUAUUUAACAAAAUCAACCGGUGCAAUUCAACAAUUAAAAUUUAAC
Molecule: messenger RNA, 5126 nt
Organism: Symsagittifera roscoffensis
Lineage: Eukaryota; Metazoa; Xenacoelomorpha; Acoela; Convolutidae
Product: cGMP-inhibited 3',5'-cyclic phosphodiesterase 3A-like
Exons: 19
Coding region: 1199-4909 (1236 amino acids)
Biological process (GO): signal transduction
Molecular function (GO): calmodulin-activated 3',5'-cyclic-GMP phosphodiesterase activity
Source: RefSeq, a predicted model, not a curated record